AUAAUCCCUGGCUUCCUGGUUCCGAAACCGAAAGUGAAGAAACAAGUAAGCAGAGAGGCUGUUGACAGGAAGGUAAAAAGCGACCUUUUGGGGAACAAAACAAAAUGGCUACAAGAGAAGAGGAGGAUGAGGAAAAGCAAGGAGCUGCAGCGUCUCACCAACCACAUUCCACUACAGAUGGUUUGAUAAGUUCCUGCUUUCCAGCAAUUCUUGGUCAGAAGAAGUGUUCAUCAGCAGUUGAUGAUGAUGGUGAAGUUUACUCAAAAGCAAAAACUGAAAGCGAAACAACUAAAGGACAAAUGUCUUGUGAUAAAUACCCAGUGGAGACUGGCAAACAACACCAGGGAGGAAGUCAAGUUAAUGUAACAGUAGAGAGUAGCAAACAACACCAGGGAGGAAGCCAAGCUACUGUAACAGCUCAGCUGGCCCAUCAGCAGGGAGGUGAUCACAAAGUAAAUGAGGAAGAUGAUGAAGAUGAUGACGAUUGUUUAUAUCCAGUCAAUCAAGAUUGUCCUGGAGUGGCUGUUCUAAUUGGCCACAGUGUAUUUGAUACAGGAGAAAAAGAGAGGAAAGGUGCUUCUAUUGAUCUUAGAAAUUCUUACGAAAUCUUUCAGAGACUUGGUUUCAAGAUAGAGUACUUUUGGGAUGAAGAGGUCGUAUUACUCCAGCAUAAGUUAAAAGAAUUGGCGAUGUCAGAGAAACUGAAGAAGGCCGACUGUUUUGUGUGUGUUGUUAGUACCCAUGGUAGCGAACAGGAAGUGGCCAAGGGAGACCGCAAUCCACACCUGCCAUCAAAUAUCAAAGUAUAUGAACAUUUUUUAUCCAUGAAAAAUGGUGUCAUGAAAACAAGGGAUCUGCUGGCGAUUUUUGAUGACUCGCAUUGUUGUUCUUUAAGAGGAAAACCAAGACUCUUCUUCAUACAGGCUUGCAGAUCUCGUACAGGAAAAUCACUCAUUGAGUCAAUGGAUCAGGGGAUACAGGUAGACAUUGUGGGUCCAAUGUUACGUUCUCUGCCUUCAAACACAAGAGAUUUUAUGUCUGGAACAAAGACAACUCUAGAUAACCAAGAUCUCCACGGGUCACAACCUCAAAGUCACCAAGGGUCACAAUCUCAAAUAGAUUCCAGAGGAGCCAUGCCGCCAGUGAUUGAGCGAGAAGGGGUGAAAUAUUAUGAGCAUACACCUCCAUUCCCCUUGUUUGAGGACAUUGUGGAAAUGGUGCCACCACUCUGCCCGAAUAAUUUUCUUGUUAUGUUUGCCACCCCUUCAGAAAUGGUGGCAUGGUCUGAGGACACUGAAGGAGGUUGGUUGCUGUCUGCGUUAUACUUGGAGUUCAUCAAGCACAUAAGAAAGCAGAAAUGCAUCAGCGUACUGCCCAUCCUUACUGAUAUCAGUCGCAGGGUGGCCUUCAAUAAUGCCUCCAAUAUGCAAGGCACAGCUUACCAUGGAAUGAAGAGUGUGCCAUGUUUGGAGCACAAACUUACUGGAGACGUACGCUUGACACCCAUGAAAACGACGUAAUAAAGGCCUUGGUCAGAUAGCUGGGCAACAGGCUUCACCUCAGGGAAGUGAUCAAAGAUGGCAAAAGAGACACAAGUUAAAUAUUUCACCCCUGCUAUCAUAUGGGCAGGGCUGCAUGGGGUGUUAUAAUAUAUGUACCUCUCUGGCCUAUUCUGUUCCCAAUUACUGUCAUAUAAUUCAAAAGUUAAUGUGAGAAUAUCUUGAAUUUAUUUUCAAAGUUCAAAGAUCAAUGUUACUUUACCGAAAAAUCAAUCACAUAUAUAAAAUGUAAGCUUUUUUUCUUAUUUAAAAAAAAAUCUAGAAUUACUGCAGAUCAACAAGAAAAGGAAUAUUUUGAAAACAUUCUGACUUCAAGGAAAAAAGGAUCAUAUCUUGGUAUCUGUGUAGUGGUGGAAUUCCCUGAAAAUAGAGACUCAAAGUCAAACACUUUCCUUAAAAUGGAAGGAUGAUCACAUCAGUAUGAAGGUGUAUGAAAAUGUACCAAAUAUUCUUUGUUUUUCUUUUACAGAGCAAUAAUCAUUGGCAUAUUUUUGAGGUUUAUAACAAAGUUAACUUGAUACUUGGUCGAGGAUUGAUAAACCUAAAAGUGAACUUGUUGGCUGUUUGCAAAUAAUUACAUUUCAUGUAGAAUUUAUCACUGUUGGAGCUUGAUAUACUUAUGAAACACUGAAAUGACAUGAUAGGCUGUUUCAGAAAAGUAUAUUUGUUUUAAAAUCAUGCCAUAUUAAUAUUUUCAUCUGUUCAUCAUGCAGAUUAUUAAGUUUGUUUGACCACAAGUACUAAAUUAAUGAAAAUUGAUAUUAGAAACUUUGAUGUUGGUAAUUUGGAGCUUAAGAUGCAUGCAGAAUAAUGAAAGUGAGCUAUUUUUAGAAAAGAUUAUUACUCAUUGUGAGUGUUAUGGGUUACUCAGUUGGUUAGACGUGUGUUUUUAGGAUACAGAUACUUUUGUUUCUUUUGUUUGUUAUUAUAAAAUGGAUGUCUGCUACAGAAGACAGUGGUU
Messenger RNA from Ylistrum balloti, 2520 nucleotides. RefSeq lists its product as uncharacterized. Gene Ontology annotation, molecular function: cysteine-type endopeptidase activity. Lineage: Eukaryota; Metazoa; Mollusca; Bivalvia; Pectinida; Pectinidae. The transcript is spliced from 7 exons. The record is from RefSeq and is a predicted model, not a curated record. Gene Ontology annotation, biological process: proteolysis. The coding region runs from base 105 to 1520 and encodes 471 amino acids.